UCUUCCAACGCUGGUAAAACUAAUAGACCAUCAGUAAAAAUGUCAAGAGAUAUUGCAAUAACUCCACAAAUUCCAACUAGGAUAUUGAAGAAAGCUGUUGAUCAAGAGAAUUUAGGUACUUCAAGCGAAAAAAGUCAAUCAAAUUCCAAUUCCAAGUUAUCCAAUCAUGGUGGAGUAUCCAAACAAGCAACUUCUAGAAUCGGAAAUAAGUCAAAUAACCACGAGUAUAUUAAUAAUAGGCCCGCAUUAGACUCAAAUGAGCGGAGGAGAAUAACUAUAAAAUCCCUUCACAUGUCGAUGGAUUUCACACGGCGUGCUGGUGAAGCCACUAAAACAUCGCCUAAGAUAUCCAGAGAUAGCUCGACUCCACUACAAACUCCAACCAGGGCAUCUGUUUAUGGGGGCUCAAAGCAUGCUUCCAAAGUUCUUCAAUCGAGAGAUGAAAGCAACUCGAGAUCUUCGAUUGCAAGUAGAACCAGUGCAAGAUCUUCUAUUAAUUUGUGUCCAUUUAAUGGUUCCAAAAGUCUUCAAUCACUAGAUGAAAGAUGCUCGAGAUCUUCGAAUGCAAGUGGAACCAGUACAAGAUCUCCUACUAGUUUCUUUCCAUUUAGUUUCAAGAGCGAAGAAAGGGCGGAAAAACGGAAAGAGUUCUUUAAGAUGCUAGAAGACAAAAUGAAAUCAAAGGAGGCAGAAAAAUCACAAAUGCAAAUAAAACCGAAGGAGAAAGCGAAGAAUGACAUGAAUAAAUUCAGGCAAAGGACUGACGUGAAAGCUAAAUCAAAUGAAGAUUCAUUUCAUGGAUCACAGAUACCGUACAAUAACGCUAAGAAGAUCAUUUCAACUCGGCCUCAAUCACCAAAAAUCGGAAGGAAGCCAUUUGACAGCACGGUGCAGAGUGCAAACUCUAGACCUCCAAGGCGGCCUUUCGUUAAUACUGAGAGCUCUAAGAAUGGAUUAAUGAAAAAUAACAGGAUCCCGGGGACCACAUUGCUAAAGAACAGGCAUGAAAAUGCUUUCCCCAAUAUCCAGCUUUCAGUUGGCAAAGUAUUCCAUACACGCAUGAAAAUGGGGGAUCAGUCGACGGUGGGUGCAGCCGAUGAGACCUUUUAAGUUCUUUUAGUAAAAAAAAUUAUAGAAACUGAAAAUAAUGUUUUUUGGGAGAUAAAAGAUAUAGAAGAGCAGUUUGUAACAUUUUUGGUGGCAAAUUCCACAUCAAUUAUAGGUACAAGUUUGUGAAAUACCUUAGCUAUCUUUCAGCAUAUAAAGUUUUCUGGCUUUUUUUUAUGUACUUUGGAUAAUGUUAGCUGUCUAUGAUAAAU
Hibiscus syriacus is the source of this 1319-nucleotide messenger RNA. Its product is annotated as protein WVD2-like 4. The transcript has 7 exons. The record is from RefSeq and is a predicted model, not a curated record. NCBI's taxonomy places the organism in Eukaryota, Viridiplantae, Streptophyta, Magnoliopsida, Malvales, Malvaceae. Bases 40 to 1110 code for a protein of 356 amino acids.